AUGAAACUGAAUGGUGGUGAUAAAAAAUUGCUCGUCGAAGAAUCUCAUGGAAUGUUAUCGGAUGAAACGAUUGUGGAAAUAUUCGAACAACUUGCGCCUAGAGAAAGGGCUCGAUUCUCUGUUAUUAAUAAACGCUUGUAUAAUUUGUUACACCCAUGGAGUGAUAUUAAUCGUAUUACGGCACACAAAGUGGGCAUUGUUCUCUCUUCUGAUCGCUACAUAUUGGAAAUACAUAAUAAUAGUAGUACGGGAAAUACGGACGUUAAUAAACUAGCGAAAGCACUUCGCAGUUCUCCGUUUAUACAAAAGCUUGUGAUUAGUAGCACGGACCAUAUUCGCACAAUUCCUGCUACAUCGUUCGACUGUUUAUCAAACCUUCGAGAACUCACUCUACCUUGUGAUAUUUUUGAUAAAGAGUCGAAUUUACAUGAAAAAAUCGAAGCAAUAUUUUCAAUCAAGAGAUUACUGGUUUUACGUAUUUUAAAACGAUUUGAUACUCCACGCAAAGCAACAAAUGUAAUACGUGGGGAACACAUAGAAAAUUUGCAAGCAAAUGCUAUUAAAAUGUUAAAAUUACAGGGUGUGUCACUGACCGCAGUGGCAAUGGAAAAGAUUUCCGACAAAUACUCGAAUUCGUUAAAAUAUCUAUGUCUUAUGGGCACCUUGGUACAUACACCCGAUGGUGCCAUUUAUCUGAAAGCGUUGUGCAAUUUGAGGUGCUUGUGUAAACUGACGUUACCGCCAUCACUUCUAUCAUUGAGUAGUAAACCAUUGUAUCAAGAAUGUCGAAUGCUGCAACAACUCACUACCAAAUAUCUCUCCGUAUAUGUUUACGAAUCAGUUGAGACACGAUAUUUUAUGAAGAAAUUGCUACCGAUUACAUUUUAUGAAGUUUGCAUUGACCCUACCAUAUGCUAG
Messenger RNA from Brugia pahangi, 918 nucleotides. The record is from the annotation of a GenBank genome assembly. NCBI's taxonomy places the organism in Eukaryota, Metazoa, Nematoda, Chromadorea, Rhabditida, Onchocercidae.